Molecule: messenger RNA, 3878 nt
Organism: Helianthus annuus (common sunflower)
Lineage: Eukaryota; Viridiplantae; Streptophyta; Magnoliopsida; Asterales; Asteraceae
Product: FIP1[V]-like protein
Exons: 9
Coding region: 179-3619 (1146 amino acids)
Biological process (GO): mRNA processing
Source: RefSeq, a predicted model, not a curated record
AAGCAUGAAGAUAAAAUCCUAAAAUAAUGGUUUUAAAAUAACCCUAACAAUCAAACCCUAACUCCACCUAGGCGCCUACAAAACCAUGAUUCAAUUCAUCUCUUCACCUGCUUGAUGAAUCAACCCACAAUUCUAUUUCAAUUCACCGAUCUUCUUCAAACCCUAGCAUCCAAAUCCAAUGGAAGACGAUGAUGAGUUCGGAGAUCUAUACACCGACGUCCUCCAGCCUCUUCAAACGACGUCGUCUGCACCUCCGAUCGAUAACACCAUCCCCAGCGACGAUGAGGAGAUUCUCUUUGGCUCCAAGAGUGUUACCAAUUCAAAACCCAAUCAAUCCGAUCAUAAUUUGAAUUUCAAUUUGAAUUUGAGUAAUAAAGAUGAAGCUGCACAGAACCCUGAUCCAGAACCUAGGGUUUUGGGGUCUAGUAGUGGUUUUAUGAAGUUAGAACAUAAGGGUAUUCAAAAAGAUCCAAUCUUUGAUCAUAAAGAUAAUAAAGAUUUUGAUAAAGGUGAAAUCUUUAAGGAGGAGAAUUUUGGGAUUGAAGAGGGUGGAGAAGAAGAAGAGGAAGAUGGGUUUAUGAUUCCGGGUUUAUCGGCAUCCGGAGCUCCGGUUUCGAACAGUAUCGAACCGGGUUGGGAUGAUAGUGAUAGUGAAGAUGAUUUGCAAAUUGUGUUGAAUGAUGAUAAUGAUAUGGGGAUGAUGGGGAUGGAAGGUGGUGGAGGUGGUUUAGAUGAGGAUGAGGAUGAUUUGGUGAUUGUUACGGAUAAUGCGGAUGCGGGUCAUAUUGUUCGUCAGCCGAUGGAGGAGAUGAAAGAUUGGGGGGAGGAUGUCGGUCAGGCGGGUGAAGGGGGCGGUGAAAGGAACGAGUUAGUGAGUGGGGAUGGUGGAGCUGCGGGUGCGGGUGCGCAGAAGAUGGGAUUUGGCGGUCAUGGGUAUCAUCCGUUUCAUUCUCAGUUUAAGUAUGUGAGACCUGGAGCUGCACCUAUUCCCGGAGCAGGUCCUGCAGCAGUUGGUGGAGCCCCGGGUCAAGUUCGUCCACCUGGAGGUCCGUUACCUUUUGCUGGUCGAGGUAGAGGUGAAUGGCGUCCACCUGGCGUUAAUAAAAAUGUUCCUCCCAAUAUGCAAAAGAAUUUUCAUUCGGGUUACGGGAUGCAGGGUUGGGGAAGCAAUGGAGCGGGUCGUGGAUUCGGCAGUGGACUUGAUUUCACACUUCCUUCGCAUAAGACUAUAUUUGAAGUGGACAUUGACGGUUUUGAGGAAAAACCAUGGAGACUCCAAGGUGUUGACGUGUCGGAUUUUUUCAAUUUCGGUAUGAAUGAAGAAAGCUGGAAGGAAUACUGCAAACAGCUGGACCAACACCGAUUGGAGGCUACAAUGCAAAGCAAGAUUCGCGUCUACGAAAGUGGGAGGACCGAACAGGAGUAUGAUCCGGAUCUUCCACCAGAGCUUGCCGCAGCAGCCGGGCACGACUUUUCAUCCGAAAACCGUAACAUUGUAAAAAUCAAUGUGCAGAGUGACUUAGCAAAGGGACCCGCACCUGCUCGGAUGCAAUUGCCAACUGGAAAGGCAAUACAGGUGGAAACCGGUUUUGGUGAACGACUUCCAUCUAUUGAUACGCGCCCACCACGAAUCCGUGAUUCCGAUGCUAUUAUUGAGAUUGUAUUGCAGAGAUCUCCGUCUCCAGAUCCUGAAUCUGUUCAAGGAGAUGAUGUUGAUGUUGUGGAGCAUCUUGAAGAUGGUUUCUCGAAAGAAAACAAAAAAGAAGUCGUUGAGAUUGAAGAUGAAGAUGGAUCCGAAGUUGACCGUUUUGAUAAACCACAAGCUUAUUAUAAUGGCAGGAAACGAGAAGUUUCCGGAAGAAGAGCACCGUUCGUUGGUUCGGCGCAUGACGUGGCAGUUACACGUGAUCGCGUCCCGCACUUUUCAGAAACCGAAGUGGAUGAUCAUCUCGAUUCUAGAAACAGUAGGCCAGUGAAGAGAACGGCAUCCAACAGAUCACCCCGUUUGACUGAUAAUCUGAACGAAGAGUCAACCGAAAGCGUUGACCGUAAACAAAGCCAUUCUUCAUCUCCGUUGACCCUUGGCAGUGGUGAGAAUCGAAGUUUUGACCAAACCGAUGCUGCUGUUAAAGACGACGUGGUUACGGAUGGAAACACAAAUGACGACAAUACCUUCAAAGACGAAAAAUUAAAACAUAAAGUGAAAAAACAAAAACUGAUCACUCGAGCGGAGCAUUCUUCUGUUGAAAGAGGUGACGAUCGAGAGGAUUCAAUUCAUAGUAUACACAUCCGGAAACCGAUGUAUGAAACGAGGGGCCGUGAUGAGUAUCCUCACAGAAAGUGGGAAUCGAAUCAAGGGUACCGGUCACACCCGAAGCCCGAAAAUUACGAUCGAAAAAGGUCGAAGGAAUCCGAAGGGGUAUGGCACGAAGACAUGAUGAAAAGAAGCCAUAAGGCGAGAGAAAACGAAAGAAGCGAUAAAAACGAACAUCGAUCAAGAAAAGCUUUGGAGAACGGUGGUUGGAAGGGUGAUUACGAUAGAGAUAUGAAUCCCGUUUUAAAGCGAAACGAUAGUUUAAAAUCGCAAACCCGUCAUCAUACCAUUCCCGAGGCCCAUAGAGAAAGUAGCAGUCGACGAAAACGGGAACGUGACCAUGACGAUAGUUUGCAAAGAGAGAAAGUCGAAAGACAUAGAGAAAGGGAUGAGUGGAAAGAACGAGAACGAGAAAAAGACAAAUCUUGGGUGGGCCAUACUAGAUUGAAAGAAGACUCUAGAAGCUCAAACAAAGAUUACCCGUUCAAAGAAACGGGCCGGGAACCGGUAAGUAGAAGGGAAAAAUUCGAAAACGAAACCGUUUCAAGACAUCGAGGGCGGGACGAUGCGUAUUUACAAGGAAAUAAGAUUAGUAAUGACGAAAGAAUACCGUCGAGGCAUGAAAGGGGAUACGGUGGUAGUAGUAAAGAUACGCACGUGGUGCAGGAUAAGAAGCAUAAAGAAACGCUAAAAAAGGGUAAAGAAACCGAUGGUACGAUUCACAAUUCGUUGUCUACUUCUAGAAGGAAUCGAGAAGAUAAUAACAGUCAGAAAAGUGAGCGGGCGAGCUCGAGAGGCAAUAUUGAACAACGUGCCAAUGACCAAAACCCCGGGAUCAGAAAAUCUUCGAAAAAGCACAAAGAAAAAGAAAACGCUUCAUCAGAUGACGAUGAACAACAAGAAUCCAAAAAAGGGCGUUCGAAACUGGAGCGAUGGACGAGCCACAAAGAGAAGGAUUUCACUCUUGACGUAAAAGAAACCGAUAUAAAAUACAAAGAUAACGGUCCUUCCACAAAGCUUCCGGAAGAAUCCGUUAAACCGCAAGAAAACCUCGAGAAACCAAAACCUUUGGCGGAAGAGAAAGCCGAGGAUGCAAAACCACCGGAAGAUAAACAUUUGGACACCGUUGAAAAGUUAAAGAAACGAAGCGAGCGGUUCAAACUUCCUAUGCCAAGUGAGAAGGAAGCUUUAGCUGUUAAAAAGAUAGAAAACGAGCCAUUGAUUUCCGCGCAGCCGGAAACCCAACCCGAGUCAGAGGUCAAAUCCGAGCGCCCUGCUCGGAAACGGCGCUGGACCAGUGGCUAAGUUCUAAUACAUGAAAACUUUGAAAUUGGAUAUGGUUUAUGAAAUGUGUAACAAUGUAGUCACUCGCGGUUUUUUCUUUUUUCGCUUUUGUUUUUAUAAAAAGGGUAUGUAUAUGUCGUGCGAAAAUGUAACGAUAAAUAGCGACGCGAACGUUAUAUCAAGUGACAUUGUUAUAGUUGAGCUGUAGGACAUUAUUUAGUUGCAGGUGAAGGAUGGAUUAAAUUCCUAAGAAGCAUUUGAGGUAAUGCUUUAACAUGCA